This is a messenger RNA of Anopheles funestus (African malaria mosquito), 2083 nucleotides long. RefSeq lists its product as uncharacterized. The record is from RefSeq and is a predicted model, not a curated record. Bases 845 to 2068 code for a protein of 407 amino acids. Lineage: Eukaryota; Metazoa; Arthropoda; Insecta; Diptera; Culicidae. The transcript is spliced from 2 exons.
AACAAUAAAAACACAAUGUUACUACAUUUUUAGGAAUUGUUUUUCAUUAUCAAUGCACGAUGUCUGUGCCCUUGCGUAGCGUAGAAUUGUUGGACAUAAUGCAUUUUAAUAACUUGUGUUGCUAGUGAGUUCCGUUCAAUGCUUUUGUUAUUCAUAUUAGUAGCCACAUUCCUAUUGGUGUAUCAAGUCCUGUUGUACUGCAUUCGUAUAUACGCAAUUAAACUUAAAGUUAAACAAUGUUCAUUUCCUUCAAAUGUGUUACUGCUUUCGGAUUCGUCUGUAUGGUGUGGUUUGUUUUUGUGUUCGGCGAACUUCAGCCAAUUAUUUCGCCAGAAGAUGCCACUUUAUCACAGCAUAAACAAUUGGUUGAGGGCAUUGAUAGAAUAUGUCCUGAGCAUCGAUCAUCCAAAAUUUUAUUACUCUAUUAUGACGAUGUAGUGGUCACAUAUUCUUCAUUCUCAGGUGUAGCUCGUUGGAUACCAGUAUCUUUGGAAAGUGCUGAUCAUAAGGGUAUCGCAGAUAUGGGCAUAAAGUGUGUGAUUGGAUUUUUCAAUGGAACUGAUUCGCUGAAGGUAAUGAAAUAUUAAAUUUUUAGAAAGUAAUUUAAUGAAAAUUUGUAUUAUUUUGAUAGAUAGCAAAUCAUCACUAUCAUCUUUUGGUUACCAGAAUAUUCAUAUUUCCCGAAAGCGAACUGGAUAGCUUUUUAACCGUAGCUCCAUCGAUAAAAAGUUGUACACCGUAUUUGUUUGCUUACAAUCCUCACACAUUGAAUGGUUCGUGGAUUAUUUAUCAAUCAACAGAUAUCACUUGGACGCUUGAAGAUUUUCCUCGGUUCAAACAAAACAUGCGUGGCUACGAAAUAAGUUACCUUAGUACGGACUUGUUGCGUGAUAGUACGUACGAUAUAGAGAUAGGUGACACGAUCGCUCAGCGUCAUAAUGCGACUUUCAAACAGGUGUUGCAGUUUAUGCCCAGCAAAUGCAUUGAUAAUAUCUAUAGUCCUAUGUAUUUAGGAAAGGGUCAAUACAUUCCACUGCCGGAUACAAGUGAGUUGUGCUUCAUAGUACCAAAGAGCGCUCGAAAAUCAGUGUUUUUAGUUUUAAUAGAUCCCUACGAUCACUUCAGCUGGAUAGCAUUCGGACUGACUAUCAUUGCGAUAUCAUUGGUGUUGUUCUGGUUCAGUAAAUCUUCGAGACAUACCAAUAUCAUAUUAAUUGUUUUGGAGAUGCUUAUGAUUGUGCUGAACGGACCUACGCAUCAGUUAGAUGAUCGAUUUGAACGAUUCGUUGUAGGACUGUUUAUGUUACUAAGCAUCGUAGUGAUUUCCGGCUAUCAGUCAUUAGUGAUUUCGUUUAUAUCCUCACCUCGCUAUGAUCCUCAGCUGGACACAUUCGAAGCUAUUAAUGAUACUUGUUUGUUUAUGUAUGACCCAAGUUUGAGUAGCUUGGGAUACCAUUUCAAAAACACUCACUAUACUUACGAAGUGGUCGAGUCAACAGAGACUAUGUGGAAUGUGAAGUGGUGUGCAUUAGUGGCCUGUAGCGAGGCACAAUACGUCAUGACGCAUGUUGGUGACGUUGAUAAGCCCGGUAAGAUUGACCCAGGAUCGAUUCCACUAUACGACGAAGAACAAUGGAAAAAAAUGAAACAUCACUUGAAAUAUUUCCGCUACUCGAAGGCUCGCGUGCAAUCAAUGACGGCUAUGUACCAUGUAUCCGAUAAUUCUCCUGUGCGCCAUCAUUUGGCCUUCUACACACAGGCGUUCAUCGAAGGCCACUUACAAUACUAUCCGAUGCUGAAAAAUAGUAAAACUAAGCCAAGUGAAAUUUUAGAAGAGACUUUAGAAUCGGCAAAUGUAGAGCAAAUGAUUAUGAGGGAUUUGUUGAUCGCCUGGUUGCUUUAUUGCUUGGGAAUGUUGUUGAGCUUAGUAAGCUUCAUUGUAGAGAAGGCAGCGCUUUGUAUGAGAAAAUUUAAACGUAUCGCAAUUGAAAGGCACACAAAACGAAAGGAAUGCAAAAGCAUGUUUUUCAUACGAGUUAAGACCAAACUAAAAUUGGCAAAAAAGUAGUGAUAAUAAAUAUAA